Betta splendens (Siamese fighting fish) is the source of this 2490-nucleotide messenger RNA. Its product is annotated as calcium-activated potassium channel subunit beta-4-like. Gene Ontology annotation, biological process: potassium ion transport; detection of calcium ion. Gene Ontology annotation, molecular function: potassium channel regulator activity; calcium-activated potassium channel activity. Bases 1 to 777 code for a protein of 258 amino acids. Gene Ontology annotation, cellular component: membrane; voltage-gated potassium channel complex. The transcript is spliced from 4 exons. NCBI's taxonomy places the organism in Eukaryota, Metazoa, Chordata, Actinopteri, Anabantiformes, Osphronemidae. The record is from RefSeq and is a predicted model, not a curated record.
AUGGCGAAGAUCCGGGUGUCGUACGAGUACUCCGAGGCCGAGGACAAGAGCAUCAGACUGGGCUUGUUCCUGAUCGCCUGCGGGAUCCUCAGCCUCUUCAUCCUGGGCUUCUGCUGGCUCAGCCCGACCCUGCAGAGCCUCCAGAGCAAGCCGGCCAACUGCACGGUGGUGUCGGUGCUGCGUCCAGAGGAGAUGUUCGAGUGUGUGUUUACAUGCGGCGCCGACUGUAAGGGGACGUCCCUCUAUCCCUGUCUGCAGAUCUUCGUCAACAACUCGGAGUCAAACUCUGUGGCUCUGCUGCACUUUGACGAGCAGCAGCUGGUUCUCAACCCAAAGUGCUCGUACGUCCCUCCCUGCGAGAGAGACAACCAGAAAAACAGGGACAGCGUGUUGUGGUGGGAGGACUACUUCACCAACGAGGUCAGCGGCCAGUCCUUCACCUGCUUUUUCAACCAGCAGAGGAGGCCCGACGACGUGCUGUGGCGCCGCUCCCACGACGCCAGCGUCCUGCUGCACUGCGUCCUGUGGCCCAUGGUGUCGCUGCUGCUGGGCACGCUCAUCGUGCUGCUGACGGUGUGCGCCCGCUCCCUGGCCGUGCGAGCCGAGGCGCUGCAGAAGAGGAAAUGCUCCUACGAAGCGUGCCAGGACCUGCCGGAGCGCCGCGGGGCCGCGGCCGCGGAGCCGCUGCCCGCGAACUCUGACCCCGAGCUGUCCUCGCCGUCCAGGACCCUGCCGCUGUUUGCGGUCCCGGUGCGGCGCCGCGAUCGAGAACACUGAGGAGAUCCACGCGAUGCCUCCAGGUUCACAGACAUUAGCGGCUUCCUCUGGUUUACCCUGAACACACGAUCACGAUGGACGACUCUCGGACGCCAGUUGAAUCUGGCAAAUAAUGACACUCGUGCUGUGAUAGACCGCACGCCGGCAGGAAGAACGAGACGAAGAACCGUAGCUCCUCUGUUGAUGUAGUCCAGCCUCCCAGUAGCCAUACAUGUUUCUACAUGGAGCCAAAGUCCUGACGUCAUCAGCUUGUGUCAAUCAGCGUCUUUGGCUGAGAAUCAUUCGUCAUCAGCAGCUUUGUUUGUUUACUUCCAGGAAACAACGUCAUUUUUCCUGCUGCUUCCUCCUACAUUCAUGACGGCCUCGUCCAGUCAGACGACACAUGUGGCUCCAGCGUCUCUGAGGAACGUCUGCUGUGGAGCAGAUGCUGAUGCUGACGUCACGGCAGCAACACGCCGGUCCUGCAGACGCGUAGCAUUGAUUUCACCGAACCACACUCUGCUUUAUUCUGUAAGAGAGAUGCUGAGGAUGGAAACGUAAGGUUCCAGCGGAGGAGCUGCAGAAUAAACACAGACGUUGCCUCACAGCACAGCUUCAUGUCUCAGCAACAGGCCAAACGCCGCCUUCUGCAGAAUCCAGGACAAAAUCUAGACCAUGUGGGUAAAGUAGGGUGACCUGACGGACCCCUGGGGUGAGCAUGGUCCUCAGCUCCAGUCAGAUCCAUCAGAUCAGUGACCAAAGUCAAACUUCUGACAGACAUUAGUGACGAGGGACGAACAGCUGGUCCCAGAAUGAAAUUUCAGCUUUAGAGGAUCAUUUAAAAAGGCGACGGGUCACUGAACGCUCAUCCCGUUGUCUGAGCUUCAUCUGUGCCAGAGUUAUAUGAGUGCUGAUUCAUAACAUACACAUGCUAAAACUGAGCUUCUUCACGUCUGCCUGAGGAGCUGCAGGUCAUGUGACCGUGUCAGAGGGAGUUUUCAUCUUCACUCUCCUCCAUCACCUUUUCAACAUGCUAUAAUCUAAAAAUGACCUGGCGUGAAACUACACGUUGCUUAGCAACAGCCACAGACCAGGAGGCGUCGCUGGCGCUGACGGUGUUCUGUAAACACGUCUCCUCCUCCAUGCGUUGGCUGGAGCCACGGUCCUGAGGAUCAGCGUUUGGACCCAUGUGUGAAGCAGUCGACUGGUUCCUUCUCCUCAUGAAUGUAGAAAGAGCAGGUCAGACGUAGCUUCAUGAAAGAACUGGACAAACUACAGAAUUCUUCCCUGAAUCUGACCUCGUGCCUUUUUCAUUUUCCUUUUUAUUUUUACUUCACAUUUUCUUUCUCCCUCUGUGUGAGUGGAGCCUCUCAUGGUCCGUCGUCUCCAACGAAGCCGUAGCUUCACCGUAGCCUUGUGUGUUUACUGCUCAGUGACGUCGUUGUGUUUCUGUUCCAGAUGUUAGAUCUUUUAUCUGAAGCCAUAUACUGAGCUGUGACUGCUGUAGCAACUGAACUGUAUUUAGCUUCUUCAUGGGAACAGAGCGUUUGCUUUUACUCCUACUCGUGUGUCUUGGUUCCUUCUUGUGUAAUAACAGUAAGAUGCCUCCGGUCUUCAUCUACUGUAGCAUCUGCGUCACGCUCAUACUUCUGUACCUUGUCCUCUUUUAAUGAUACCCAUGACUCUAGUGCCUGAUAGACUUGAUCUUUAAAUAAAACACUUUUUCUCUUCAAA